Spirodela intermedia is the source of this 678-nucleotide messenger RNA. NCBI's taxonomy places the organism in Eukaryota, Viridiplantae, Streptophyta, Magnoliopsida, Alismatales, Araceae. The record is from the annotation of a GenBank genome assembly.
AUGGACAGCGUCGACGAGGCGGCGGGCCCCGCGGCGGCCGCCUCCCGCCGUCACCGCCAGGCGGAGGGCCGGCCGAUCUGCCUCUCGAUCGACCUCAAUGAAAUCCCUUCGCCCUCCAGCGACACCCCGUCGUCGACCCCUACCUCUGGGCCCGCGACGGCCCCUGCGGUGGUCCUCCUCGACGCCUACGAGGUCGCCCUCAGGUUCCAUGCGAACCCCCCGGUGCCGCAGGGGCCGCUGGCGGAGUUUCCGGGGGAGGCUGGCGUGGGGCGGGUCUCUGCGUGCGGUGUUUGCAGCCGACCGGAGACCAAGGGGGACACUGUGGUGUGUGACCGCUGUGAGAAGGGGUUCCACCUAGGGUGCGCGAAGAUUAGGAGUCGCCAAGCGUUCUCACUCGACGACUGGAUCUGCAGUGACUGCAAACGGAGGCGGCACGACAGCAAGAGAUGGCCUCUCGGGACAGUGUCGGCUGCAGACCAGCGUGGAGGAGUUAGGCUGUUGGACAUCAACGCUCCGCCUCCUAGUGAUGGGGAUGGGGAUGGUGUCCCUGGAGGCCCGCCUGAGGCGCUUCCAAACCGUAGCAGUGUAUUCGAGGACACCAACAGGCAUUUUUCUCCCUUUAGUUUCUUUAUAUUUCUUCAGUCAACUUCUUUAUUCGCUUUCUUAAUUCCUCCAUGA